This is a messenger RNA of Photinus pyralis (common eastern firefly), 3424 nucleotides long. RefSeq lists its product as uncharacterized. The transcript is spliced from 6 exons. The coding region runs from base 99 to 2681 and encodes 860 amino acids. Lineage: Eukaryota; Metazoa; Arthropoda; Insecta; Coleoptera; Lampyridae. The record is from RefSeq and is a predicted model, not a curated record.
UCAUUCGUUAUGACGCUCAUUGCAUUACGAUUGCAAACUUCUAAGGAAGCAUAUCAUCAAAUUAUUGAAAUUGUAAUUCUUGUGCGCGUAAGUGAAAAAUGCCUAAGACUCGAAAAAGUUUGAGUGUACGGAGAAAAAGCAGAAAAGUGAUAACAAAGAAGGCUGCAGCAUUAAAAGAGAAAAAACAUGACAUAGAAGAUGGUAGCAUAUUACCCAGUACUGAAAACGAAUGUUACAUUACCGAUCAAUGUAAUGAUUGCUCUAUUGACGAUUCUUUUGCUAUACCUAUUGUAUCAGAAAUUAUGGACACUAGCAAUACAUUGUCCUCAAAGGAAGAAAUGGAAACCAAAUACUUUUCCUAUGCUUCCUCAAUAAACGACAGCGAUGUAGAAGAAAAUGAAAUGAACGCUGAUUUGGGUUUAUCUGGUCGGCGAAUUGUAGAUUUACAUCAUUUAUUCAAUUCUCUAAAAUCUUUAAAACACAACGGCUUUGGAUGUUCUUUUUAUGACUUGGAAAUUACAGGAGAGAAAUUGGAGGGAUUAGAAAGCACACUGACGUUCAAGUGCAACAUGUGUGGAAAAUUAGAUACCAUCAAGACAAACGGUGGCAAAUCAUCUUUUGGUUCUGCUACUCGUAGUGCUGUUAUCGGUUGUUUGACGGUUGGAAUUGGGUACAGUCAAUUUUCUGAACUGCUUGCGGCAAUGGAUAUUCCUCAAAUGUCAAAUGGUUUAUAUUUAAACUACCACAAUCAGAUCAUCUCUGCCGUACAUACAGUAAAUAGCGAUUUAAUGUCUGAAGCGGCACAGGAAGAAGCCGAACUUGCUGAAGAAACAAAUAAUGAAGGUGUUCCAACUAUUGCAGUAAUAACAGAUGGAGCAUGGUCAAAACGAUCAUAUCGGAAAAAUUAUUCUGCACUUUCAGGAGUGGCUUGUAUUAUCGGUGCAAAAACCAAAAAAAUAUUAUACAUGGCAGUUAAAAACAAAUACUGUUUUCUUUGUGCUAGAGGCCGUUGUGAGGAUGAUCACGAUUGCUUCAAGAAUUGGAAGAAAUCUUCAACUUCUAUGGAAUCUGCCAUUAUUGGAGAGGGUUUCAAACAAUCUAUAAAACAGCACAAUCUUAUAUACAAUCGGCUUAUUGGAGAUGGGGACAGCAGUGUCUAUAAGCAUUUAACAGAAAUAGCUCCAUACGGUCCCUCGUAUCACAUUCGAAAAAUUGAAUGUCGUAAUCAUCUGUUGCGUAACUUUGUGAAUAAACUUAGUGACCUAAGUAAAGACGUACGUUUUCCAAAAGCCAAAAGGAACCAUAUUUGCAACGUGAAUACUUUGGGCCGCUUUCGUAACGCUGUUGUUAAGGCCAUAGCGUAUCGAAAACAACAAAUUAUCGACAUUGAUAAGAAGAUUAAAGCUUUGAAGUCAGAUAUAAUAAAUGGCCCAUACCAUAUUUUGGGCAAACAUGAUCACUGCCAAGAGUAUUUUUGCAGGGGUGGUAAAGAAGACCAGGAAGAUUUAGUUGAAACGUACUUACAAUGUGGAUUGCUUCAAGCAAUAAACAUUAUUGUACAACGUCUUGCUGAUAAUGCUUCAAGUCUUUUAUACGACACCGAUACAAAUCCUGCGGAAACAUAUAAUUCAGUGAUUGCCAAGUUUGUAGGGGGUAAAAGGAUCAACUUUUCUUUAAAAAACUCGUAUCAAUUGCGAUGUGAAAUGGCUGCUAUUUCGUACAAUAGCAAAGGAAACUUGUUGUCUUUACUGCAUCGCGAACUAUGCAAUACGUCAUUAGGGCACUACACGCAAAAGCAUUUAAGUUUUAAGACAGCUCGGCGUUCUAAGAAAAUAAGGAAGUAUUAUCCAAAAACUAGAACAUUUGCUGCAGCAGACAAUGAUUAUGGUUUAGUAGAAGACGAUUUUACACCCGAUCUACCAGAGGAACAAUAUGAAGAAAAGAUGGCUCAGUUUUUGCUAGAACUGAAAAAUGUUAACAAAAGACAAAUUGCAGAAGGAACAUUGCAUCAAUCUAAAAGCGACAUAUGGAUUGCUGAACGAAAAAAGAGAUUAACUGCUUCAAAUUUUGGAAAAAUUUGCAAAUUGCGGAAAACCACCAAUACCGCCAAAACGGUGUCGUCUAUAUUAUACUCUACAUUCAUCGGAAGUAUUCACACCCGUUUUGGUUUGGACAGUGAAUCUGCAGCUAUUGAGCUAUUUGAAGAUAUGUACAAUGUGCAGGUCACAAGAUGUGGCCUAAUCAUUGAUGAAAACAAUCCAUUUUUAGCAUGCUCUCCAGACGGCUUAGUGGAGAACAACGCCGUAAUUGAGAUCAAAAGUUCCCUAAAAAGUGGUGACAAUACUCCACUACAAGCAGGUGCAUUGAAACUGUUUGAUUAUUGCGAAAUUAAUAAAGAUGAAAACAAACUUACACUAAAAAAAAAACAUAACUACUAUUACCAAGUACAAGGCAUUUUGGAAAUAACUGGACGUCAAAAAUGUUACUUCAUUGUCUACACCAAAGGAGGCAUUCAUGUCGAAGAGAUUGAAAGAGACAAAAUAUUUUGGCACAAUCAAAUGGAAAAAAAAUUAAAGCAAUUUUAUUAUAAAUCGCUCCUUCCGGAAUUGGUCGAUCCUCGACGAUGCCGAAGUAUUGACAUCCGCGCCGUAUAUAUGAAUGAAGACUGCCAAAAAGAAUAAUUCGUUACGCAACUAUAUCGUUUUUAUUACUGUAUUUUUAUGUGAUUAGUGGUAUUAAAACGGAAAAAGUGCAAUUUCUUUACUUUACAGAAUCAUUGAAAUCAUGAUAAACUGUUACACCACAGCAGUGAUCUGAUAUACACCAAUUUGGUGUAAUUAAGUACAUUCUAAUCUUUUCCGUACGGCAUUUCUUGCUUAAAAUUACCUAAGUAAUUAUCGCACAUUUCCAUAACAUAAUUACAUCUUUAUGUCCAUUCAAGAUGCAAAAUUGUCAACACAAAACCAUGCACUUAAUCACAGAUAGAAGUGCCUUCACUUUAACCUAUUAUGUAUGCAAAUUAGUUUAUGACCUCUAUUGUCCCUAAGACAUGCCUAGGGUUUUACCUGAAGUUGAGAGAGACUAUUUCGAUUAAUAGGAAAUCUAAGCGACUUUCGCCCUUACAAGCAAUAAUAAAAUAUUGGUUUUUGACACUUUUUUGAUAGUAAAUUUGAAUUCUAACAAUUUCUCAAAUGCUAUAAAAUUCCUUAAAAAAAUAUUGUACGCUCCUAUGUUUAUUACAAAAUUGUAUCAUUGUUCGUUAUUAUGCAGUGUGGACUGCUAUUAUUUCAAUAAAAAAAUUCACAGAGGCGUUAUUAUUAAUUGUAUUAAACCGUAUAAAACAUAGGAGCGUACAACUCUAACCGCAGAUUACGUUGACGUAUCACAACUUUUUUCACAUUGCAUAAUUAAGAAAAAAUGUGUC